CUGCCCUGACACCGCGCGCGCACUGGAAGCCGCCUCGGCCCAGCUCGUGCGGAACGUCCAGUGCGUGGCGUUCCCCACCGAGACGGUCUACGGACUAGGCGCACUCGCACUCGACGCAUCCGCCGCGGCGAAGAUAUUCUCCACGAAGGGCCGGCCGGCCGACAACCCGCUGAUCGUGCACGUCUCGUCCCUGCCCAUGCUGCGCACGCUCCUGCCGCGCGGCUACACCCUGCCGCGGCCGUACGCGGCGCUGGUGAAGCGCUUCUGGCCGGGCGCGCUGACGCUGCUGUUCCCGUGCGACGCGCAGAUCGUGCCGCCCAUCGUGACCGCGGGCCAGAAGACGGUGGCGGUCCGCAUGCCGUCGCACCCCGUCGCGCGCGCGCUCAUCGCCCUCGCCGAUGCGCCGCUCGCCGCGCCGAGCGCAAACUCCUCUGGGAAGCCGAGCCCCACGCGCGCGGAGCACGUCGUGCGGGAUCUCGAGGGGCGCGUUGCGAUCGUCCUGGACGGUGGCGCGUGCGGCGUGGGGGUGGAGAGCACCGUCGUCGACGGGUUGCAUCCGGACGGCGCGAUUCGCGUGCUGCGGCCGGGUGGUGUGACGGUUGAGGACCUGGAGCGCGUUCUGCAGGAGGAGCUGGGCGGGGAGGAGGUGCCGCGGGUUCUGGUCCAUCGACGCGAUUACGCCGACGAGGCGAUCGAGAGCGCGCCGACGACACCCGGGAUGAAGUAUCGGCACUAUUCCCCUGCGGUGCCAGUGCAGCUGAUCUACACGUCGGGCGACGGGCGGGAAGACCGCGAGUGGGAAGAUGCGCAGGCUUUGUGGAAAUCGCUCCGAUUGCCAGAUCGGGCAGUCAAAGUGGGCCUCUUGGCGCAGGAUGAUUCCGCUCUGGGAUUAUGCCAUCCCCCCGGCGAACUGCAUCUCGAGAGAUUCUCACUGGGGCCAUCAUCUGAGCCUGCGCAAGCGGCUCAGCGUCUUUUUGACGGUCUCUUAACUCUGGAGCGUAAUGGCGUCGACAUCAUCCUAAUUGAGGCCGUCCUCGAAGAAAGAGAGGGUUUAGCAGUCAUGAAUCGCGUCAAAAAGGCUGCGGGAGAGUCCAGAUUUGUGCGAUUGUCUGUUUAGAUAGUAGCUGUUCAUAGACAACAUAUGUAUGUGUAAGUAGUGUAUUUUAAUCUACAGAAAG
Molecule: messenger RNA, 1178 nt
Organism: Mycena citricolor
Lineage: Eukaryota; Fungi; Basidiomycota; Agaricomycetes; Agaricales; Mycenaceae
Source: the annotation of a GenBank genome assembly